This is a messenger RNA of Schistocerca americana (American grasshopper), 777 nucleotides long. RefSeq names its product leucine-rich repeat extensin-like protein 5. Bases 1 to 777 code for a protein of 258 amino acids. The transcript has 3 exons. Lineage: Eukaryota; Metazoa; Arthropoda; Insecta; Orthoptera; Acrididae. The record is from RefSeq and is a predicted model, not a curated record.
AUGGAUAUUCAUGUUCUUCAAAGCCAGCCCGCCCAGAAGGUCGCGUUGAAAGACUCUUCCACGGUUCGUGUGGGUAAUAAACUUGUUCGCAAUAAGCCACCCACCCAGCCCUCUGCUAUGCGACCCAAGCGUAAUCCAAACGCUGUAAAAAGUAAUGUACAGACUGCAAGUGAAGCGGGAGUUGUUGUUCCACCCGCCCAACCCACGAGUUGUCAUUUGGUCCGCGGCGGGUUCCAGCCGCGCCUUCCGACUUCGCUGCUGCCGCCCCCAGGGCAGCAGCAGCAGCCGUCGCCGCUACCACGCCGACAGCCCGUCCCGUUGAUGCCUCCCGCGCAGCUUGAUCCGGGAGCGCCCCAGGUGGUCGCUCCGGCGCCUGCGGUCCCUCUUCAGUCGCCACCGCCUUCGGAGCUGAUGGACGUCGACCCCUCAGCCGGGCCGCCUUCCCAAGCGGUGGCUGUACUGCCUGUCCUGCAGCCGCUUUGCUUGGGCACCCCCAAGGAGUCUGACCCCGCAGCGCCUUGUCCGGCGCCCACUCAGCAGCCGUCGACGCAGCGUCAGGAGACGCUGCCUCUCUUCGUGGGUCCCGACGCCCCGUCGCGUCCAGUACCAGAAGCUGCGCCCGUGGUCACAGGCUGGUCGAGCCGUCGCUUCUCGGGCCUGUACCGCCACAGGCCUCGCGAGCUCACGGGACGACUGUGGAGGAGGUUCCCGUCAAGACGUGCUGAAACUUUCAGCCACUCUCAGCCGCCCUCACCCCAGUUCAUGUGGCAGGUGUAG